AUGCUUCCAACGCCACCGCAAUCACCACCUCCAGUCUCCUUCUGCGAUGCGCCAGAGGACAGAUUGGGUCUGCUGCUUGCGAAUCGGUUAGAGCUCACCGCCAUCCUUGGGGUAGGUGCCUAUGGCGUUGUCUAUUCCGCCAUUGACAUCCAAACCCAUGUGUCCUAUGCCGUCAAGGCCCUCAACAAGUCUGGCCUGGAUCCCAGACAGCGCAAGUUUCAACAGCGGGAAAUCAAACUGCACCACAUGGCGAGCCAUCACCCCAAUGUGGUAUCUCUAGUCCGCAUCUUGGAUUCGCAUGACUGCACUUUUGUUGUUCUUGAGUUUUGCCCCGAGGGUGACCUGUUCUCCAACAUCACCGAGCGGAACCAAUUUGUGGGAAAUGAUUUUCUAGCCAAGCGGGCGUUCCUUCAAAUUCUGGAUGCCGUGGACUUUUGCCACUCCAUAGGUAUCUAUCAUCGGGAUCUGAAGCCAGAGAAUAUUCUCGUAUCCGAUCAUGGAAUGACUGUCAAGCUUGCAGACUUUGGUCUCGCAACAACCGAUUCUUAUACGUCUGAUUUCGGCUGUGGAUCCACGUUUUACAUGUCGCCAGAAUGUCAACAAUCUAAUUCGACGCCAUAUGCAUCUGCCCCAAACGAUGUAUGGAGCCUUGGUGUCAUACUUGUCAAUCUCUGCUGUGGCCGCAAUCCCUGGAAAAAGGCUUCUCCCGAGGAUUCCACUUUUAAUGCCUACUUGAAGGACCGUGAAUUUCUCAGAACAAUCUUGCCACUGUCACCCGAAUUGAACUCGAUUUUGAAGCGUAUCUUUGACUGUGAUCCUCUGAGCAGAAUCAGUCUGCCGGAACUCCGCAAGGUGGUCCUGGAAUGCCCAAGAUUUACUGUCCGUUCUGGUUGCAACAUGCCUAUUACGCCAACAUCCUCUUGUUCCAGCUAUGAUUAUGCCAAGGCACCGUUUGGCUAUAUCCCAUUCAAUCCUUAUCCACCAUCUCCCGCAGAACCGAUUGAAGCCGAAUAUUCGAGCUCUGCAGUUUCGGAUACCUCUUUGACCGAUGACGACUCCUCCGUCUCCUCAUCCUCGUCUUCGGAAUACGCCCCUCCCAACUCGCUGAACCAGUUCAAAUUCGUCCCGGCUACCAUCCCACCCAAUUACUGGGGCUCGUUCAUUCCUAUUAUUGGGGACAAGCCCGCAGUCCGCCAAUGCCACCUUGAACCGCUGGUGGCUGGGGAAGGCGAACAACAAAAAUCGAUCCUCCUCGCUCUUCCCGUUGACAUGGUGGUCAUUAUCCCAACUUAUUCCUGGAACUCGCAUGACCUUGAUAACGAAUCUCUUUGCUUUGUUUUGAAUCCUACCAUGGAUCGGAGUUGGAACGGCCUCCGUCUAAAUACGUCUUCUAAAAGGGGAAUCGACAUUAUCCAUUCCUCCCACGAUACCUUCUAA
Molecule: messenger RNA, 1437 nt
Organism: Uncinocarpus reesii 1704
Lineage: Eukaryota; Fungi; Ascomycota; Eurotiomycetes; Onygenales; Onygenaceae
Product: negative regulator of sexual conjugation and meiosis
Exons: 3
Coding region: 1-1437 (478 amino acids)
Biological process (GO): autophagy; peptidyl-serine phosphorylation
Cellular component (GO): cytoplasm
Molecular function (GO): protein serine/threonine kinase activity; ATP binding
Source: RefSeq, a predicted model, not a curated record